AUGCACAUCCUUAGUGUAACCGCGGCUGUGGCCGUCUUUCUCGGCGCCGCAAAUGUCGUCGCCCAGGUCCCGCAGCUCCCAGUCCCAACGACAUGCACCGGUGUCUCCGCUAUGCGCUUCCCGCAAUACACUGUCGCUCCAGGCUGGCAGUUUUUGAAGAUUGCCGGGGGUCUCCAGGGCGUCCGAACGAUCGUUUUCGAUCCCCUCGGCAACAUGCUCGUGUCGGAAGCCAGGAAGGGCAUUUCGAUCCACACCUUUGGCGAAAAUGGCUGCAUUAGUGCCUCCACUAUGCUGAUCUCUGAUAUUUCACUUAACCAUGGCCUUGCUCUUACCCCAGAUGGCAAGACGCUAUAUGCUAGCUCCGAAAGGAAUGCGAUGUCGUGGACGUACGAUCCGGCCACGAGGACAGUUUCUAAUAAGAAGACGGUCGUCACUGGGAUGGACUCGGGCAUCCAUUCCACACGGAACUUGCUCGUUUCGCCCAAGUCGCCCAACUUGGUCAUGCUGCAAGUCGGCAGCAAUUCGAACUUGGACAUGCAGUCGGUCCAGGCAGCCACGGGGCGAGCCAUUGUCAAGAUCUUCGAUAUGGACAAGGCCCCGGCCAACGGAUUCAACUACAAGACCGACGGCGAGGUUCUUGCCUGGGGACUCCGAAAUGAGAUUGGUUUUACGGCCGAUCCCAAUGGCCAUGUCUGGGGUGUCGAGAACAGCGGUGAUGACUUUAGGCGUAAUGGAGCCGAUAUUCAUAUCGACAACCCGGCCGAGAAGCUGAACUUCCUUGGUGAUCCCACCAAGGACAGGGAUCAAUUCUUUGGUUAUCCCGACUGCUUCUCCGUCUGGGAUCCCACUCCAUUCAACGGCCAGCUGAAGACCGGCGACCACUUCGUCAUCAAUUCGCAGGGUGGCAAUACGGACGCGGGCUGCAAUGACCGAGCCAUCAAGCCGCGUCUCACUUUCCAAGCACAUAGCGCUCCCAUCUGGAACAGCUUCGACGCCAACGCCACCAACAUGUACGUUACUUUCCACGGCUCAUGGAAUCGUCAGCCUGCCACUGGUUUCAAGGUUGUCGAAAUUCCCUUCACCCAGCUUGAGAACGGACAAUACGACCCCGUCGCUGCCCCAGACAGCCGAGAGGGAUACAAGGAUAUCUUCGGCGCCACCAACCCGGGAAGCUGCACUGCUAACGGUUUGACCAUGAGCAACUGCUUCCGUCUCACAGCAUCGACUUGGGACCCCGCCGGCCGUGGCUUGUUCGUCGGCAGUGAUAAUGCCAGCGAGGGCGAGAUUUAUCUCCUAUCUAAGAAGGCUUAG
Scedosporium apiospermum is the source of this 1311-nucleotide messenger RNA. RefSeq lists its product as uncharacterized. The transcript is spliced from 4 exons. Lineage: Eukaryota; Fungi; Ascomycota; Sordariomycetes; Microascales; Microascaceae. Bases 1 to 1311 code for a protein of 436 amino acids. The record is from RefSeq and is a predicted model, not a curated record.